AUGGAACUUGACAAGUGCCUUAAGAGACACGACCUGUCCACUAUCGGAAAAAAAGAGGAUAAAAUCAAACGAAUUAAAGCAGAUUUCUACAUAAAUAGGACCAACGACGCAGCCAUUGAUGCAGAAACUUCAGAUGAUGAUACUUUGUCAGGAGAUGGUGAAUCCGAUUCUGACGAUGAUGAAGUACUUCAGAUAAUUCCAGAAGGCGAUGAAGACGACAAUUCAACUGAGGGAAUGUCUGAGGAUUCUGAUGAAGAAAUUGCAAAUUUGCCAACGAUACGCAGCAGAAGAGCAGCUAGUUUUCCACAUGCAAGAUACGAAGACUAUUAUGUAAUUAACUAG
Messenger RNA from Paramuricea clavata, 342 nucleotides. The record is from the annotation of a GenBank genome assembly. NCBI's taxonomy places the organism in Eukaryota, Metazoa, Cnidaria, Anthozoa, Malacalcyonacea, Plexauridae.